AAUUAUAUCUCCCAAAGACUAAUGCACGUGGGUUUCCUUGAACCAGCUACCACCCUAACUACUAUUGCAGUCCUUGACCGUCCGGUGACAGUCCAACCACUAGUCAACCUUCCGGACCCACAUUAUAUUCUUGGUUUGGUUUCGAUGCUCCACUGGUAGGUCAAAGCCAUGUGCCCACCCUCCCCAUCACACCACCAACACCACACUUAUAAGAGUGGAGCUCACCCUCUUGCAAACCCCACCAUUCUCAAUCCCUUCAUUGCUUUGCUAACAAAACAGCGAAUAUGGUGGUCCAAAUCUAUGGCAUGACACCGGCCGUGUGCCCCCAGAGGGUCAUGCAUUGCUUGAUUGAGAAGGGUGUCGAGUUCGAGAUUAUCCAUGUCAAUCUGGAGAAAGGAGAACAGAAGACACCUGAGUACAUGACCAAACAACCUUUUGGGCAAGUCCCCUACAUUGUGGAUGGAGACUUUGAGCUAUUUGAGUCGCGUGCCAUUGUGAGGUACUAUGCGGACAAAUACGCGGGCCGUGGGCCGAACCUUCUGGGCCGGACACUGGAGGAGAAGGCCCGGGUGGACAUGUGGCUGGACGUGGAGGCCAUCAACUUGAAUCCACUGGUCUUCCCCAUUGUCUUCAACCUUUUUGUCCUGCCAGGCCAAGGCCUCACCGGCAACAAGGCCGAGGCCCAGGCCGCUGCCGAGAAGCUCGACAAAGUGCUCGAAGUUUAUGAGCGGCAGCUCUCCAAGGCCAAGUACCUGGCCGGCGACGAGUUCACACUGGCCGACCUGACCCAUAUCCCCGCCCUGCGCUACGUCGUCGAGAAUUGCGGCAUGGGCCACCUUAUCAGCAGCAAGAAGCAUGUGAAGGCCUGGUGGGCCGACAUCACCAGCCGGCCUGCAUGGAAGAAGGUGAUGGGCAUUGUGGAGUCCAGGGCAUUAAAAUACUCACCAUGAGGACUAAGGUGGGUUUGGGGCAUUAUGAUGAUAUUAGUACUGUGUGAGUGCCUUGUUUCUGCAUUGAAUAAAUAGAUGACUGGAUGAGAUGGUAAUGAUGUUUUAGAUAGCUGGAGUGGCAUGUGGUGCCAGCAUUGGACUGUUUCUCCUUGGAUUUCAGUUGUUUCCAUUGCAUCACUUUAAUGAAAUGAUUAGUGCAUUUCCCAGUUUAUCAG
This is a messenger RNA of Elaeis guineensis (African oil palm), 1165 nucleotides long. Its product is annotated as glutathione S-transferase F12. The record is from RefSeq and is a predicted model, not a curated record. Gene Ontology annotation, molecular function: glutathione transferase activity; glutathione binding. Gene Ontology annotation, biological process: glutathione metabolic process. Gene Ontology annotation, cellular component: cytoplasm. Lineage: Eukaryota; Viridiplantae; Streptophyta; Magnoliopsida; Arecales; Arecaceae.